GUGCUUUCGAUCUCUUCGCUCCCGUCGCCGGAUCUCUAACUAAGCUCCGUCUCACAACCUCCGCCUCAACCAAAGAUUCGCGGAGGAGCCAAUUUCGAUUUUCGCCGGAAAUUGAAUUUUAGGAGAUUAUGGCUACAACGACGACAACGAGCAGUGUGUAUAUCCACGUCAUCGAGGACGUCGUUAGCAAAGUCCGUGAGGAGUUUGUUAACAACGGAGGUCCCGGCGAGAGUGUUCUCAGUGAGCUUCAAGGAAUUUGGGAGACAAAGAUGAUGCAAGCUGGAGUCUUGUCUGGACCAAUUGAAAGGUCAUCGGCUCAGAGGCCGACACCUGGAGGUCCGUUGACUCAUGAUCUGAAUGUUCCUUAUGAAGGUACAGAGGAGUAUGAAACUCCCACUGCUGAAAUGCUCUUCCCUCCUACACCGUUGCAGACUCCUCUUCCGACGCCGCUUCCUGGUACGGCUGAUAACUCUUCAAUGUAUAAUAUACCUACUGGGUCAAGUGAUUAUCCAACUCCUGGAACUGAGAAUGGAAGUCAUGCUGAUGUUAAAGCAAGACCUAGUCCUUAUAUGCAACCGCCUUCUCCGUGGACAAAUCCAAGGCUUGAUGUCAAUGUUGCUUAUGUGGAUGGACGUGAUGAGCCUGAGAGAGGAAACCCUAAUCAGCAUUUUACGCAGGACUUAUUUAUCCCAUCCUCUGGGAAACGGAAGCGUGAUGAUUCAUCUGCACAGUAUCAAAAUGGUGGAUCUAUACCACAACAGGAUGGUGCAAACGAUGAUAUGCCUAUGGUGAACCUUGAGGGUAAUUCACUCUGCAUAACAUUUGUUGGCGAUAAAAAGGUCUCACGAGAUGUCAUCUCCUCAUCUUCAAAGAUACCUCAAGUGGAUGGUCCAAUGCCUGACCCUUAUGAUGAAAUGUUGUCCACUCCAAAUAUUUACAGCUAUCAAGGACCAAGUGAAGAAUUCAACGAGGGAAGAACUCCUGCUCCAAACGAGAUCCAAACGAGCACUCCGGUUACUGCACAAAACGAUAUCAUUGAAGAUGACGAAGAGCUGUUGAACGAAGAUGAUGACGAUGACGAGCUUGAUGACUUAGAGAGUGGUGAGGAUAUGAACACACAACAUCUGGUUUUGGCUCAGUUUGACAAGGUGACUCGGACAAAGAGCAGGUGGAAGUGCAAUCUGAAAGAUGGAAUCAUGCAUAUAAACGAUAAGGACAUCCUCUUCAACAAAGUACUAAGUUUCCUCCCCGCAGUUAAGAUUGGUAAUGAUAAUACUGACAUUUGCUUGUCUACUUUUUUUUUUCAGGCGCUUGGGGAGUUUGACUUCUGAUCUUUGACAAUUUUAGAGAAGUCAGUCCUUCAUUGUCCAGUGUGUUUAUUUUUAUCUUAUGAUUUUAGACAAACAUCUAUGGGAAAGUACUUUGGUUGGCUUGUUGCUCUAUAAGACAUUCUCCAGCAUUUUUGUUUGGUUUCUCUUACUGUUGAGAGCAGGAACAAUGUAAUAGGUAGCAUCUCUAGAAUAUAAUUGCAAGCUUGAUCACCAAUGCCUCAUGGAGAUGAAAUUAAAAGAUUAUACCCUAGUU
Molecule: messenger RNA, 1584 nt
Organism: Eruca vesicaria subsp. sativa (arugula)
Lineage: Eukaryota; Viridiplantae; Streptophyta; Magnoliopsida; Brassicales; Brassicaceae
Source: the annotation of a GenBank genome assembly